Messenger RNA from Penicillium malachiteum, 1602 nucleotides. Its product is annotated as amidohydrolase. NCBI's taxonomy places the organism in Eukaryota, Fungi, Ascomycota, Eurotiomycetes, Eurotiales, Aspergillaceae. Bases 1 to 1602 code for a protein of 533 amino acids. The record is from RefSeq and is a predicted model, not a curated record. The transcript has a single exon. Gene Ontology annotation, molecular function: hydrolase activity, acting on carbon-nitrogen (but not peptide) bonds.
AUGGCAUCCGUCUUCCAGAAUGGGCGAAUCUUCGCGCCCUCAGCCGGCGCUACCAAUGAAUUUGCCGAUACUAUGAUUGUUGAAGACGGACGAAUCACCUAUGUCGGUUCUCUUGAUAACACCAAGAUUCCAGCAAAUGCCACGAUCGUUGAUUUGGACAAUCAUGUAGUGGUUCCCGGAUUUAUCGACAGCCAUGUCCAUAUCCUGCAUUACGGACACUCACUACAAAAAGUCGAUCUUAUUGCCUGUACAUCCCUGGAGCAAAUCCGAACAACUAUUAAAUCAUACGCCGAGUCCAAUCCAUCUGUUCCACGAAUUUUGUGCCGUGGUUGGAUCCAAUCUUCAACUGGCGGGGUGGCUUUAGCCAGUAUGUUGGAUGAUCUAGACCCCCGACCCAUCUAUAUCGAUGCUUUCGACCUCCACUCCAUGUGGUGUAGUUCAGCUGGUCUUGACGAAAUGAAAGCGCAUACCGCUCCUGAUCUUCCAGGUGGUACUAUCCACCGUGACGAGAAUGGAAAGGCCUCGGGUCUAUUGGAUGAAUCCGCUUUAAUGAACCUGGCUUGGCCACACGUUGAAAGCCUCUAUUCGAGAAAAGACAAGUUGAAGGCAUUGGAAGAUGCCAUUGCGCAAUACACUGCUGCUGGCUACACUGGAAUUAUCGAUAUGGCCAUGGAUGAGGGUACUUGGGAGAUUCUUAAUGAAUAUCGUCGCGACAAGACAAUUCCAUUCCAUAUUGGUGUUCAUUGGCUUGUCCCGUUCUCAGGUGAUCAAAAAGUCAACUUCACCUACGUUGAUCGGGCUAUUGAGCUACGAAAACAAUUCACAGAUCCCAACUUCACCGUUCUUGGAAUUAAACUGAUCUGUGAUGGUGUUGUUGAUGGCUGUACCGCAGCCCUUCUUCAACCAUACACCGGAAAAUCAGAUCCAGUUGACCCAAUUUGGCCAGCUGAUAUGCUACAAGAAGUCGUCCAACGAGCUGAUUCAGCCGGUCUUCAGUCUGCUAUCCAUGCCAUCGGAGACAAGGCCGUAAACCAAGCAAUCAAUGUUCUAUCCGAAGUCGGUACUCCAGGUCGCCGACACAGAAUCGAACAUCUUGAAAUGACUACAUCUGAAGACGCCAAGCGACUGGGUCAACUUGGAAUCACAGCAUCCGUGCAACCCGUCCACUCUGAUCCAACCCUCUUCAAAGCCUGGCCUGGUCUAGUUGGUCCGCAUCGAUGCAAGCGAGCAUUCGCCUAUAAAGACUUUUUAGAUGGUGGUGCCCCUCUUACUUUCGGGACUGAUGCUCCUACUGCCCGACAUCUCCCUUUCCCGAACCUCUACAAUGCCACGACCAGGCGCUCAGCUCUUGAGCCCGAGAGUACUGAAACGGUUAACCCGCACUUUGGAAUCACGCUGGCACAGGCUGCUACGGCUGCUACAACUGGUGCGGCUUACUCGCGCUUUGCUGAAUCGUGGACGGGAAGUAUUAAGAGUGGUUUGAUUGCUGAUUUUCUGGUUGUUGAUAUGCAAUGGAAUCCGGAAACUCUUCUUGGGGCGAAGGUAUGCCAGACUUGGUAUAAGGGUCAGAAGGUUUAUGAUUCGAGUGAAUCUGCAAAUUAA